This is a messenger RNA of Procambarus clarkii (red swamp crayfish), 3054 nucleotides long. RefSeq names its product myotubularin-related protein 9. Gene Ontology annotation, cellular component: membrane; cytoplasm. The record is from RefSeq and is a predicted model, not a curated record. Gene Ontology annotation, biological process: G protein-coupled receptor signaling pathway; negative regulation of autophagy; cell surface receptor signaling pathway. Lineage: Eukaryota; Metazoa; Arthropoda; Malacostraca; Decapoda; Cambaridae. Gene Ontology annotation, molecular function: G protein-coupled receptor activity; phosphatidylinositol-3-phosphate phosphatase activity.
CCACUAUCUAUCAUGCUAGGUUGAUAAACAUGGCACCAAGAAGGCGCCCAUCUCUCCCCGUAAUAAUAAUUACCAUAUUCAUGUUGUAACUGGAAUUGAUCAGUCAAGUUCAAGUCCUCUUCUCAUUUACAAGUCUUGAAAGAUGGAAUUUGCUGAACUUAUCCGUAUAUCACGGUGCGACCGUGUGAUGCUACACAGACCUCAUCAUUCCGUACUUGAUGGCACGCUCUGCAUUACUGGACAUCAUCUCAUUGCAUCAGCACGUGGAGAGGAAUCGGAAGAAUUAUGGCUACUGCAUAGCAACAUUGAUGCAGUAGAGAGAAGACAGCAAGGAAUGACGGGUGGAACAUUGUGGCUGAAGUGUAAAGAUCUGCGGAUUUUACAACUGGAUGUUAUAGGUGCUGAUCAGUUUGCUAAAGUAGCAGACACACUAGAAGAUCUUACACGUGUGGAGGAGCCAUUGCUGCAGUAUCCAUUCUUUUAUCGGGCCAUGUACACAGCUCUAGAGGAUGGCUGGACGACAUUUUUGCCGGAGUCGGAAUUUUCCCGUCUGGUUCAGCCAGGCGAUGACUGGAGAAUAUCAUAUGUUAAUAAGGACUACAAGGUAUGCCCAACAUAUCCGAGUGCCGUUGUGGUCCCCAAAAAUAUUGAAGAUAGCGAUCUUAUUGCUAUUGCUAACUUCCGUCAAGCUGGUCGGUUUCCUGUCCUAUCAUAUCGUCAUGAAGGCUCGGCGGUUCUUCUUAGAAGUGGACAACCUCUUAUCACAGCCAAUGGCAAGCGGUGUAAAGAGGAUGAACGGCUAUUAAAUAGUGUGCUUGCGCGUGAAAAACGGGGCUACAUUAUUGACACCCGCACUCAGAAUUUAGCGCAGUCAGCUAAGAACCUUGCGCAGUCAGCAAAAGUUCAGCUUCGUGGUGGGGGGUAUGAGCCCGAGCUUCACUACCCUAACUGGCGUCGUGUCCACAAACCUAUUGAUCGUCACCAUGUCUUACUGGAGUCGUUAACAAAACUUAUGGAUGGUGUAAAUGACACAAACUCAGGAACGGACAAGUGGUUGAGUCGUCUGGAGAGCAGCAACUGGAUGAAUAACAUUAAGGAAACAUUGAACUGUGCGUGCCUUGUGGCUCAGUGUCUUGACCAGGAAGGAGCCUCUGUACUAGUCCAUGACACAGACGGUCUGGACUCCACUCUACAAGUUACGUCUCUUGCUCAGAUAAUCCUCAAUCCAGAUUGCCGCACUGUUCGAGGGUUUGAGGCACUGUUAGAGCGAGAAUGGAUACAGGCAGGCCAUCCAUUUGCAACUCGUCAUGCCCGAUCUUGCUACACUCCAAGUGCUCAGCGCUCCAAGUCCAACUCUCCGACCUUCCUCCUCUUUCUAGACUGUGUCUACCAAAUUCAUUCACAGUUUAGCUGCAGCUUUGAGUUUGCAGAAAACUUCCUUGUAAUGUUGUUUGAGCAUUCAUAUUCAUCACAAUUUGGCACAUUUCUAGCAAAUAACGAAGGAGAACGAAGAGCAAUGCAGGCCCAGGAACGAACAGCCAGCCUGUGGUCAUUUGUCAAUCGGCCAGAGGUGCUUCCAAAAUACCUCAAUCCUAUGUAUGAGCCCAAUCAACGUGUUAUUUGGCCAUCUGUUGCCCCUAUGAGCCUGCAAUUGUGGGCUAGUGUCUUCUUGCGGUGGGUGGUGGACCAAGGACCCCAAGAGGCAGCAUGGUCAGUAGUACGAGAAUUGCGCGAGCGGGAUUCAUCUCUUAGAUCUCGUGUAGCCCGCCUUAGACGGCAGUUGCAAGAUUUGGAGCGAGAGGCAUUAGAAGUUGGAAUAAUUUCACCACCUACAGGAGUAGAGGCAUUAAGAAAAUACCCAGUAAGGAACUAGUGGCUGAUUAACGGCAAGUGAAACCACCGUCUUACAUCUGCACCUAUCAUGCUCCUCGGCGAACCAUGAAGCUAAAUAAUUACUAAUUUGUUAUUUUGCUGUUAUUCUAAAAAACAUUGUUUAAUGAAUUUAAUGCAGUUCAUUUAUAAUGUGUUUGUAAGAUUGUACACAAUGUAGUCCAUAGAUUUUUAUAUUUUAUUAUCGGUACAAUUUUCAUAUUGGUGUUGUGUAUAUUGAAGGUUUUAUGUAGUUUUAUGUUAAAUCUGAACUUAAAAUUGUAAAAAUGUUUAUAUAUUGUUUGUUAAUGAAUUUGGUUACUUUCAUAGUGAAUAUUUUUAACGGAAGCUUUUGAGAACAUAUGCAAAUUAUAAUUUAUGACAAACUUUAAAAUUUACAAAUUUUAAUAUUGUAAAAACAUUGAUCAUCAAUAAUGAUUUAAUCAUUAGUUUAAUGUCUAAAAUUCUGAAAUAGGAUGUUCUCUACUUUGUCAUUUGUAGAGCAGAGCGAGGGCUAAUAUGAUGAACUAUAUAUUCAAGUAUAUUGCAUGACCUUAUUUGCAACUGCAGUUUCAAUGAUAAUGACGUACAAUAUAAAACGCCACAAGAAUUUAGAUACUGUAAUGCACUCUUGAUGAAAUGUACCCCAAAGGGAUACCAGUGAUCUGACCGAUACAAGGACGUGAGCACGUACCCCCAAAGGGAUAAGUGAUCUGACCGAUACAAGGACGUGAGCACGUAUCCCCAAAGGGAUAAGUGAUCUGACCGAUACAAGGACAUGAGCACGUACCCCCAAAGGGAUAAGUGAUCUGACCAAUACAAGGACGUGAGCACGUACCCCAAAGGGAUAACAGUGAUCUGACCGAUACAAGAACGUGAGCACAGUGUUGUGUGUGAGCUCACAAUCAUAACCAAAGUGUAUGGAUGUAAUAUUAGCAUAGUAGAAUAGUGCUUCAAGAUUGCCUAUAUUUUAUUAUAAAAUUUAGAUUAGUAUGAAGUCUUAAUUGUGUAUUGUAAACAUUUGCAAAGUGUUGCAAACUUGUUCAAUUUAUCACAUUGAAAAGGCAGCCUUGAUAUUAUUUAUUGCAUGACUCUUCAUGGUUUUAGUAAAAUACACAAGCACAAUGCAAAUUAACAUUCCAUGUUGUGUAAUAAAAAUAUAUACUUUAUGUUCAUCUAGUCAAA